AAAGAUGCAGGCUGCUGCCGUCGCUCUGACUGUACUGAGCGCUGUCUUCAGCCUGGACUGUCUGUCUGCUCACCGGUCCAAACCCAACCAGAUUCAUCACCAGAGUGACGGAAAUGCUCGACAUGAGGAGACGCCACCGAAGCAGAAGAAGCAGCCGCACAUUAUAUUCAUCCUCACUGACGACCAGGGCUUCAACGACAUAGGUUACCAUAACCCGACCAUCAAGACUCCCACGCUGGACAAGCUGGCGGCCGAGGGCGUGAAGCUGGAGAACUACUAUGUUCAGCCCAUCUGCACACCGUCACGCAGCCAGCUCCUCACCGGCAGAUAUCAGAUCCACACAGGACUGCAGCACUCCAUCAUCAGACCUCGCCAGCCCAGCUGUCUGCCUUCACACAUGGACACGCUGCCCGAGAGGCUCCGAGAGGCCGGAUACACCACCCACAUGGUCGGCAAGUGGCACCUGGGCUUCUACAGGAAGGCUUGCCUGCCCACCAGAAAGGGUUUUGACAGUUUCUUUGGUUCAUUAACAGGAAGUGUGGAUUACUACAGUUACGGGUCCUGCGAUGGCCCGGGUCUGUGUGGGUACGAUCUCCAUGACGACGAGGGCGUGGCGUGGGGCCAGGAAGGAAAGUACUCCACCGUGCUCUUCACACAGAGGGCUCGCAAGAUCCUCGAGAGUUACGACCCGACGGACAAGCCGCUCUUCCUACUGUUCUCCCUACAGGCGGUUCACACUCCUCUUCAGACCCCAAAGUCCUACAUCUACCCGUACCGUGACAUGGCCAACGUCGCCAGGAGGAAGUUUGCCGCCAUGGUUUCUACAGUGGACGAGGCGGUUCGUAAUGUCACCUACGCCCUCCGAAAGUACGGAUACUACCGGAACAGUGUUAUCAUCUAUUCUACUGACAACGGUGCUCAGCCGUUCACAGGCGGGAGCAACUGGCCGCUACGAGGACGCAAGGGUACGUACUGGGAGGGAGGAAUGCGUGGAGUGGCGUUUGUACACAGUCCUUUGCUGAAACGCAGGAGACGGGUCUCUAAAGCUCUUCUUCACAUCACUGAUUGGUUCCCCACACUGGUGGGCCUGGCGGGGGGAAACAUAAGCCAGAGUCAGGGUCUGGAUGGUUUUGAUGUUUGGCCCACCAUCAGCGAAGGAAAGGACUCACCUCGCCAGGAGAUCCUUCAUAACAUCGACCCGCUGCACAAAUCUCCUGGUGCAAGUACGACUGCACGAUAUGGACAAAUUAUUCCCCCGCAGCCAGUGUGGGACACAUCAGUCCAGGCUGCCAUCAGAGUUGGAGACUGGAAGCUGCUAACAGGAGACCCAGGCCAUGGAGACUGGGUCCCACCACAGGUUCUUCCCACUCUCCCGGGUCGCUGGUGGAACCUUGAACGAGGCUUUUCGAUAUUCUACAAAUCCCCCAUCCACAAAAACGUGUGGCUGUUCAACAUCACGGGCGACCCGUACGAGCGGCAGGACCUGGCAGACCAGAGACCCGACGUGGUGCAACGGCUGCUGGCCCGCCUCGUCUACUACAACCAAACGGCCGUACCGGUUUACUUUCCACCCGACGACCCGCGAGCCAAUCCCAGCCAGCACGGAGGAGCCUGGGUCCCCUGGGUGGAUGAAGAGGAGGAUAACGAGGGAAAAUAUGACGGGGUCUACAAGAAAAAUAAGAAUAAGAAGAAGAGGAAGAAGAAGAAGUGCCAGCUGUGCAAGCUGAAGUCGUUCUUUCUGAAACUGAACACCAGGAUGAUGUCCAAUCGGAUCUGA
This is a messenger RNA of Scomber japonicus (chub mackerel), 1777 nucleotides long. RefSeq names its product arylsulfatase I-like. The record is from RefSeq and is a predicted model, not a curated record. NCBI's taxonomy places the organism in Eukaryota, Metazoa, Chordata, Actinopteri, Scombriformes, Scombridae. The transcript has 10 exons. The coding region runs from base 5 to 1777 and encodes 590 amino acids.